This is a messenger RNA of Anopheles marshallii, 1431 nucleotides long. RefSeq lists its product as uncharacterized. Gene Ontology annotation, cellular component: microtubule; spindle pole; centrosome. The record is from RefSeq and is a predicted model, not a curated record. NCBI's taxonomy places the organism in Eukaryota, Metazoa, Arthropoda, Insecta, Diptera, Culicidae. The transcript has 4 exons. The coding region runs from base 1 to 1431 and encodes 476 amino acids. Gene Ontology annotation, biological process: positive regulation of cytokinesis.
AUGGGCUCGCACAACCUAUCCGACCAUCCGAUCUUCUGGUGUGACGAGCUGAAGCGUUUCGAGCGUAAGCGCAUCGCCGAUGAGAGCCUGCGGGACUUCAAAAACCGGAAGCUGAUCGAGCGUCGGUCCCGUGCGAAGGAGCAAGCCCAUUUUCCCCUCUUCCAGUACCGGGAAGUGAUGGAGCGUUACUCACCGUGGGGACGUAAGGGUGGCGGUGCACCGAACGAUACGAUUCGCAUGCGCAACAUACAGCUGCAGGGUUUGUAUCCGGAGACGAAGAAUGAUCUGCGGAAUCCGGUGUCGGUGGGACGUACGCGUGGUGUCGGUGCGGGCGGUGGCGGAGCACCGAUCCGGAGCGCUUCCGGGCAGAUCGUGACCGGGCUGACCGACGAUCCGAUCAUCAGCUUCAACGACGCAAACCGGUACCAUGUCGAUAACGAGCUGCGGUACAAGACGUCACCGGCCCAGAAGCAAACGUACCGGGCGGAGCUGGACCGGAUCGUGGCGGAGAAGGAAAACCGGGCGCGCAAAACGCGCAGCUCCGAGCUGGCGGAGUACCAGUCGCAGCCGGGUGGUGGGACGACACGGCCGAACGGUGGCCCCUGGGGGAAACCGGGCCCGGGCGGGAAACCGUGGCGCCCGCCGAAGAACGUCGGCCACAACUUUAUGAAGUCGAUGGGCUGGACGAACAAGGAGACGCUGCAGGAUCUCGACCUGGAGCUGGUGAACCGGAUGCAGCGCCAGCUGGAGGAGGAGAAUCGCUUCCUGAAGCGCUUCUCCAACUGCUGCUCACGGUGCGUCUGUCAGUGCAUCAGCAACAGCCUGGAGCAGGCGCCGGCGCCCGCCCUGGGCGGCAGUGCCGGUGCGGGCCGGGAUGCGAUCAAGUAUCACCCAUCACCACCUGCUACUGCGCCGGGUUUGCAACCGCCGGCCCUGCCACCACCGGCAACAGCGUCCGAUCGACGUGUUCCACGGCUCUGCAAUCAAAGUCAGCAGCAGCAGCAACAACAACCACAACAACCACAGCAACAACAGGCAGGGACGGGGGGUGGGCGGCGCAAUGGUGGGCGGGUUCCGCCGACGCGCAACUGUAUGAUAACGGGCGGUGUCGAGCUGGUGCCACUGCUCGCCAAACGGCGCUCCCAACCACGUCCCAUCAGCCUCGGCACGACCGACGUCACCAAGAUCGAUAAGUACACCGCAAACGGCAGUUUGGCACGGCGCACCGACGACGGCUACCUGACCGACCUGUGCAAUCAGAUGAGCCAGAAGCAGCGCAAGGUGGAAACGGUGCGGGCGAUGGAGUUUGAGACGAGCCGGCAGCACUUCGAGACGUGGAGCACCUUCUGGGGCCGGCCGGGUCACGGUGCACCACUGCCGAACAAGAACAAGCUCAACCUGGACAAUCUGCUUUACAAAUCACGCCGCUAA